UAAAACCGUUUUACGCAGAUUUCUUUGGGUUCUCUGCGAAAUUUUGGCGAUUUACGGAUCUUUUAAUGUGAUGCGGGACAGUUGGAUACGAUACAAUACAAACCCUACUGUUAUAACAGUACAGAAAGAUUAUCGAUUUUGGUACCUUCAGUUUCCAAGUUCUACAUUCUGUUACGUAGACCCCGUGGACACAGAAUUCGCUAAAGAUUAUGUACAGCGUAAAUGGAAAGUAAGUUCUGGCGAAAAAUUUGAUUACUACAUGGAUUUUGUGAAAAAAGUAGCGAACAUAACGUAUGAAAACAUAGACAGCAUUGCGCCUUUUGUUAAUAAUACUGAAUUAAUAAAUGUUAACAUUAUCGACUUGGUUUUGAAGGUAUUGUUGAAUACGUACAUGCUGAACCUCGUUUUAGAACCACAAUAUUCAGCACUGACUAUAAAAAUAUCACUUUUCAACCAGUAUUAA
This is a messenger RNA of Acyrthosiphon pisum (pea aphid), 463 nucleotides long. RefSeq lists its product as uncharacterized. Lineage: Eukaryota; Metazoa; Arthropoda; Insecta; Hemiptera; Aphididae. Gene Ontology annotation, cellular component: membrane. The transcript has 3 exons. The record is from RefSeq and is a predicted model, not a curated record. Gene Ontology annotation, molecular function: sodium channel activity. Gene Ontology annotation, biological process: sodium ion transport. The coding region runs from base 71 to 463 and encodes 130 amino acids.